Plutella xylostella (diamondback moth) is the source of this 2047-nucleotide messenger RNA. It is a transcript of the gene Pep, whose product is annotated as Protein on ecdysone puffs. Gene Ontology annotation, cellular component: nucleus. NCBI's taxonomy places the organism in Eukaryota, Metazoa, Arthropoda, Insecta, Lepidoptera, Plutellidae. The record is from RefSeq and is a predicted model, not a curated record.
ACAAUUGAAUGUGUCAAUAAAUUUUUCGCCGGCCAUUUUGAGAAAGGAUAGAUUGUUUGGUUGGCUUGGAAAUUUCAAUUUAUUAUUGUCCGUUUGUGAUUCGGUGCCUUUAUUCGCUUUCUUUCUAUCAAAUUAUCGUCAGCUUUAUCAAGCAAAAUGGCGAACCGCCGUCCGCAUCAGAACUCUGGGCGUCGCAUCGACUACCGCAAUGACCGCGGCCCCAAGAACUUCGGCCGUGCGGGCGUGUCGCCGUGGCAGGGCGGCGGGCCGGGCGCGGGACUCAACACCCUGCUGCCUCUAGCCGGGGGCUCCACGGAGGCCACCCUGGCCCUGGCGAAUAACCUCAUCAGCAACCUGCUGCAGUCGCGCCAGCAGGCGGUGCCCUCGCUGCUGGACAUGCCGAUAAGGCGGGAUUUCGGACCGGAUAUGGGCCGGUUCGAUCGCGGAGGUUAUGGUGGACCGCAACGGAUGGGCAAUCAGGGUAAUUUCCGGCGCUCCGGCAAUUACAAUCGGGCUGGUGACCGAAUGAACAAUCGUAAAUUCAAGCCCGGUGAUGGGCAGCGCCACCAAAACAAGACUACCCCGAAAAAGGAUGCUGAUUCUAAAUCUAAACCUGUCAAGGAGAGCGCUACAGAAGUGAAAGCCGAAGGCGACGAAGCUACUGUCAAGACCGAAGAGGGAACCGAGGAUGGGCAGACUGAUGCUCAGAAGAAGGAAUCCCCGAAGACGCGUUACGAUGAGCUGAAUCCGUCUCUGCUAAAGUGCCACAUUUGCAACAAGAGCAUGUGGGAUGGGCGAUCGUUCGAGAACCAUCUCAGUGGCCGAGCCCAUGCCAUCAUGAUGCAGAAGACAGCUGAGAGCUACGCGCUGACUGCUGAUACCAUGAGGCAGGAGUUUAAGAUCCGCGAGAUGAAACGCACACGCAAGACGGGCCAGCAAACCCCACGCGACUUCUACUGCGCGAUGUGCGACAUGUACGCAGCCGACGGCGCCGCGCACCGCACCACCAUCGGGCACCGCAAGCUGAAGAAGUACCUUCACCCCGCCUGCACCAGCUGCCAUAAGGAGAUGCCCACCAGGAUUGAGUUGGACGAGCACCGUCUCACGAUCGAGCAUCUCAAGAAUGUCCACGAGAAGCAGGAGGUCACCUCCAAGCCGAAACCAGAAGUUAUGGUGAUAUCGACCCUGGCGAUGGAGCAGUCCUACGUGCGCGACGACCGCCAGCGACGCAAGCGGCACACGGAGACCGAUGAUGAUGAUGCCAAGAAGGAGGAGGAGAAAGAAGGGGAAGACGGGGAGCAAACCGAAGGCGUCGUCAAGAAAGAGCCGGUAGAGGGCGCACCGGAAGCGCAAGAUGGCGGCCCGGAAGCUCAAGAUGGCGGACCGGAAGAGGGCAAGCUGUUGCUUGACUUCAAGGAGGAUGAUGACAUUGUUGUCACGCCGGAUAUGAUCCCGAGCUACAGCACGACCCGUCCCGUGGGCCGCUCGUUCCUCUCCCCGCUGACGUGCUACCAGUGCUCGCUGUGCCGCAAGUUACUGGACUCGCAGGAGACGGCCGCCGUGCACCUGCUGACCUGGCGCCACCACCAGCUCUACGCGAGGAAGCUCAUGCAUAAGGCCAAUGGCGGCGACAACAAGCGCACGUCGUCCACGUCGCAGGCGGGCGGCGGCAAGCGGCGCAAGACGUCCGACGAGGGCGCCGAGAACGGACUGAUGGAGGACGGUGAUGUCGAGAUGAAGGAAGAAGACCCGCGCCCCGACGCUGACAUGUCAGCCGCUGACGGCGACGCAGAGCCCGAGUGGGAGCGCGCCGUGGACGAGAUCCUGCACGACGAGGCUGAAGCACAGGGGGAGACUCAGGAAGCUGCCGUGGAAGAAGUGCCGGAGCAGAAAGAAGAAGAAACAGUAGAAGAGGAACUAGUGAAGGAGACUCCUCCAUCGCCAGUAGCGACGCCGGCUAAACCAGAGACGAAGCCGAAAACACCACGCGGACGCGGCCGGGGUCGGCGUGGCCGCUAUUAAAAAAACAAACUAAGGAUGCGUUCAG